AUGGGUAAAGGCGUCGAGUUAAAGUGCUCAAUCUGCUCGAAGGCUUUUGCCUGCAAAAGAUAUGUGGUCAAGCAUAUGGCGAGAGUGCACAGCAAGAACAAGGAAGACAGGAAACCGUUGGAAUGCGCGAUUUGCGGCAAGGAUUUCCCGCGCUUGUCGCACCUUCAGCGUCAUCAAUUGAUCCAUAUCAAGGAGAGAGAAUGGGGUUGCCCGUUUUGUGAACGGAGUUUUGUGCAGAAGCCCCAUUUGGUUAGGCAUAUUGGUCGUUGUCAUGCGUCAGAAGAGAGAACUGGUCUGGAAGAGAGGAUUACCGCUAAUAAGUGGAGGGCGGAUGACAUACCUGUACUUCUGAGUGCGUCGAACACCGUCGCCAAACCUCCUUCGACUCCUCAACUGAUCUCCGAUCUCAUUCCUAGUUUUCUUUGCAUCCAAUGUGGAGCGAUAUUCUCGACAAGAACAGAUCUCGAUCGACAUUCUAAGAACACUCAUCGCCCAUUGAAGUGUAACCAUUGUGGAGAGAUUUUCAAAGGAUAUGCGAAGCUGAAGUCACACGAAAUGCAGGAAAGAGAUCAAGCUUACGCUUGUUCAUGUGGAGCGUCGUUUGCUCGUGCGGCAGAAUUGCGGGUCCACACGGAUUCGUGUCGCAAACGCGGAUCGUUUCUUUGCGUGGAAUGCGAAGAGGUAUUCACACAACGUGUGCAGCUCGAUCGACACUGGAACAGGACCCAUUUCGUUAAAUCACAGUGUUCUGACUGUGGAUGGACUGCAACGACACCGCUUCGCCUUGCUGAACAUGCACUUAAAGAGCAUACCAUGAAAAUUUGUGGUUAUUGUGGUGCUGCACAACCAUCAGUCGAUCAUGUAGCAACAGAACAUUGGAAACGACUCAACAGAUCUGUGGCUUUGCGCAAAACUGAUGGAAAAAAGAUGAGAACUCUUACAAAUAAAUUAACAGUCGAUCGAAAUAUUGCUUCAUCUUGUGAGGAAAAGGAAGAUGUUCACAGUGACGAAGGGUCACUUCUGGAUGUUUCGAAGGAAGACAAAGAUUCACCAUCAAAUACAAAAUGUAGUAACUCAUCCGCUGCAUCGACAUCUGGUUCGGAUUCAGAUUUCGAAUCUACACACACUCGAAAUGAAAUACAGAAUAUGAAUCACGAAGAGAACCAUUUGGUCCUCCCAGAGUCGUCAAAUUCAGCUGAAAUAGUGGCACCACAAAUUCGUGAAAAGUGCUAUUUGAAUGUAGUUGUCUCUGUUCCGGAUGACGUUGUAGACGAGUUUCACUUCGGGAACCGUUUGCCUCCAGAAAUUCUCCGUUUAUUUCCUGAGUUCGCUAGUGCACGACUAUGUCUUGUGGAACCAUUCGUCGGGGAAAGUCGCUUUCUAUCUUUGCACAUCCCUGUGAUGCGUCCACCGGAGAGCAACACAGAGGCAGCGAGGCUACUCUCGGUGCCGAUCUACGUCUGA
Messenger RNA from Necator americanus (New World hookworm), 1464 nucleotides. RefSeq lists its product as uncharacterized. The record is from RefSeq and is a predicted model, not a curated record. NCBI's taxonomy places the organism in Eukaryota, Metazoa, Nematoda, Chromadorea, Rhabditida, Ancylostomatidae. The transcript has 13 exons. The coding region runs from base 1 to 1464 and encodes 487 amino acids.